Molecule: messenger RNA, 2687 nt
Organism: Ananas comosus (pineapple)
Lineage: Eukaryota; Viridiplantae; Streptophyta; Magnoliopsida; Poales; Bromeliaceae
Exons: 1
Coding region: 1032-2444 (470 amino acids)
Source: RefSeq, a predicted model, not a curated record
CCGUGAAUUAACGUCUCAAACUCGGUCUCAUCUGGUGGAGGACGCUACCGCUCGAGUGCUCCUUAAACCGACCCCGUUUCCCUUCCCCUGCUACGCCCUAAUCCCUCUCUCUCUCUCUCUCUCUCUCUCGCUUCCCCUCACCCUCCCUCUUAAUUUGUGUUUGUGGGUGUAGUGGGGAAUGGGGAGCGAAGGAACAUACGAAGGAUUCGUCGUCUCCAGGAUUCGAAUCAAUCUCCAAAAGGUAAUCUUGAAGAGUUCUUCCCAUCACUACUUUUAGGAUUAUUCCUAGAAUUUUUGUUAAAAAGAAUAAAAUUUUCCACUUCUUUUUGCGUAUAUUUUGAUGCGAUAAGCAUGAGAGGUGAUUAGGAUCUGUUUAUUAACCUAUUCUGCCGAGUUUUAUGGUGGGUGGAUUGCACGGUUUUCAACAAUUUAAAUUGUGAAGAUCUCGCCUGUUUGAUCCGUUUCUGGUUGUAGGGGCUGUUUAGGGGUUCAUUGGAAGGGACAAUUUCUAAGCUUUGUUGCCCUAAAAGAUUCUAUUUUGGUGCUAUUUUUGGGGAAGGGACAAUUUCUAAGCUUUGUCGCCCUAAAAGAUUCUAGUUUGGAGCUAUUUUUGGGGGAGUUUUGAGGGCAAUUGGCAAUUGGGUUUCUCUUAGUUUGUGAAAAAAUUGAUGGUUAUUUGUCUAAGUUAUCUAACAAUUUGUUGUUUCUAGUUACUUUGUGAUUGGGGAAUUUUUUUCAUUUUUUAUUUUUAAAAAUCCUAUUUUUGGUUCUAAUUUUGGGGGUGUCUUGCUUGGUUGGGUUUGGUUGGGGAAGCGGCUUCCUGAGUUUCUUCUGGUUUAUCCAAAUUUGAUGGUUGGAUUUAUGGAAUGGACCUGUGAUUGCUUCUUGUGGGACGCGUUUAUCGAAUGCGGUGGGAUUCGGAAUCCGCCGAUUAGAUAGCGUUAGAGGAAGAGGAGGAGGAGGAGGAGGAAGAAGAGGAGGAGGAAGAGGAAUUGGAGGCAGUUGAAAGGAGCAAAGUGAGUAAAACAGCUAUGGGAGAAGACCUCCUCACCACUCUCUCCAUGGAGAACCACCACCCCUCCACCCUCCUCUCCUUCUCUGCGGACGCCACCCCCCACCAGUCGUGGAGCUCUGAUUCUUGCGACAUGUUCGACGCCUGCCUUGCUCCGCAGAUCUACGACCCCGAGCCGGCCGCCCACCUCCCGAAAUCUGGCCAUCAGCACCACCGCAAGUGCGCAAAGAGAGGGGAUAGCAUUUGGGGCGCGUGGUUCUUCUUCACCUUCUACUUCAAGCCCGCUCUGUCCGAUAAAUCUAAAAGCAAGGCGGCCCGUGAUGCGCAUGGAGUAUCAGGCUUCGACAAAUCUGACCUCCGGCUCGACGUUUUUCUUGUCCAGCACGACAUGGAGAAUAUGUACAUGUGGGCUUUUAAGGAGAGGCCGGAGAAUGCCCUAGGCAAGAUGCAGCUCAGAAGCUAUAUGAAUGGGCACUCUCGGCUCGGAGAACCACAGUUCCCAUUUAGCGUUGAUAAGGGUUUCGUCAGAUCCCACAAAAUGCAAAGAAAGCAGUAUCGAGGACUGUCGAACCCGCAAUGUGUUCAUGGUCUUGAGGUGGUGAGAUCCCCCAAUUUAAAUUUGGUUACAGAAUUAGACCGUAAGAAAUGGAUGGAGCUUACUGGAAGGGAUAUAAAUUUUUCGAUCCCACCUGAAGCUAGCGAUUUUGGAUCAUGGAGGAACUUAUCUAAUACAGAAUUCGAGCUCGAAAGGCCUCUUCCUUCUCUAAAAAACAAUUCUUCGCAUCCCCAUCAAAGGAAGCUUCUUAAUGGGUCAGGUCUUAACUUAUCAUCCUCCCCUUCAACCCAUUCUAAUGGUGAUGGAAUGGAUCUCUCUCCCGUUUGCAGCAAACGUAGGAUGGAUGAAGAAUGCUUCUUACCAUUAAAUUCUUGCUCUGAAAAAAGCCUAGAUGUGGAAAUGCACUCGAGUGAGCCAUUGUGGUUACAUGAGUUCAGCGGUGUGAUGAAACAAGCGUGCGGGCCCGUGACUGCUGCGAAGACCAUAUAUGAGGACGAAGAGGGAUAUCUUAUCAUGGUUAGCUUGCCUUUCGCAGAUCAAAGAAGGGUAAAAGUUUCUUGGAGGAAUAAUGUAACUCAUGGGAUAGUGAAAAUCCUUUGUGUGAGUACCGCUCGCAUGCCAUUUAUAAAGAGGAGAAGUCGGACUUUCAAAUUGACCGACUCCAACCCCGAGCACUGCCCUCCGGGGGAGUUUAUAAGGGAAAUUCCGCUUGCCACGCGAAUCCCCGAAGAUGCCAAGCUCGAAGCUUAUUAUGAUGAGAGUAGUGCAGUUCUCGAGAUUAUUGUGCCAAAGCAGCGAUCGGGAUCGGAAGAACAUGAAGUUCGUGUUUGUAUGCGACCUCCUCACCUUGGAGUAAAUGAUCUUAUGUUGACUUAGAAUAAUUCUAGUGAUAUAAUGUAAUGUGUGUAUGAUUGAUUGUUGGGUCAUGGUUUCCCAUGUUUACUAACCUGAAUCGUGGAAGGAAACAUGUAAAAGUUGAAGUUUAUCAACCGUAAUGGGGAAUGUCUUCAGUUGGUAAUUUGUUGCUGAAGAUUUGUUGUUGUCUAAUGUAUGAUCGUAUUGCUUAGUAGAAUUAUUUGAGAGAAAAAAAAAGAAAGAAAAUGGUUGUUUGGAUGGUGA